GCCUUUGGAUAUUUGCUUAUUUCCAUUUAUGGUAUUAUUAUAAUUGGGUAGUCUCAAUAAUUAUAUUCCUGCAUAUAAAGGUCCUUGUCAUUUAGGAGAUGGCAUUUUCACUUUGAUUGAAUCUUGGGUUUUGAGCCUAUCCCUUUUUGUCACCUCUUAGACCCCUCCACCCCACCCCAUCCCACCUAUUCCUCUGUCAAUUCUCCUUCAGCUAGAUUAACAUUUGGGGGGUGGUGGGUGUACUUAGUUUCACUGCAAAUAUGGAAGACUCCUGCAAUGAACGGCUUGAUUUUGGCAAAAUGGGUUAUGGGUACGAAAAACAAAAUAUGCAAGCACUACAGGAGAAGAUGCAGGAUCAGGGCACCUUGCUGCAAUGAAGUCUUUGACUGCCGCCAUUGUCACAAUGAAGCUACGUUUGUCACAUUUGCGCUGUGUUUAUUUCAUCAGAGCUCGUUGCACAAUGUAUUUGAUCGACAUGAAUUAGUUCGAUAUGAUGUCAAGCAGGUCAUUUGCUCAGUUUGUGAUACAGAACAGCCGGUUGCUCGCGUUUGUACAAAUUGUGGUGUAAAUAUGGGAGAAUACUUCUGUGAAGUGUGCAAAUUCUAUGAUGAUGAUUUAGACAAAGGGCAGUUUCAUUGUGAUGAUUGUGGAAUCUGCAGAGUUGGUGGCCGUGAGAACUUCUUUCACUGCAGUAGAUGUGGCUCUUGCUAUUCAGUUAGUUUACGUAAUAACCAUUCAUGUGUAGAGAACUCCAUGCGGCAUCAUUGUCCCAUUUGUUAUGAGUAUCUCUUUGAUUCUCUCAAGGAUACAACAGUACUGAAAUGUGGGCAUACGAUGCACACUGAGUGCUAUCACGAGAUGAUAAAGCGUGACAAAUGCUGCUGUCCCAUAUGUUCCAGAUCAAUCAUAGAUAUGUCCAGAGCUUGGAGAAGAAUGGACGAGGAGAUUGAAGAGACAAUCAUGCCUGAAAAUCUUAGAUACAAGAAGGUUUGGAUCCUAUGUAACGACUGUAAUGAUACAACCGAAGUAUUCUUCCACAUUAUUGGGCAGAAAUGUCGACACUGUGAAUCAUACAACACCCGUAUGAUUGCACCUCCCGUUCUUCCUCAAUAACAAUUUUCUAACUGGAAAAACUGAAUGUUGUGCUGCUGGAACCUGGUGCCAACAGGUGAGAAACAAGAGCAUGAUGUAUGGUCUGAUCUUUCACCAAAUUUGCCGCAACUCAAUUGCUUGCAUUAUGCAUUUGUAAUCUAAUUCAUUCUCCAAUGAUGUGCAGUGGAAAACCCAAGCGAUCUGAUACUGGACUUAUGUGUACAUUAUGUGUGCUUAAUUGUUGUAGUGCUUGAAGGGAGUACAUUUUAUUGUUUUGAAAAUCAAACUAAGUGCAUUUUAGCACAAUUGUGUUGAAAUUGCCGAAAUGGAUGAAGGUAUUACAAUUCAUGUAACCAUUUGGAACCCCUAUGAGGCUACGCCUGAUAUGACAUACCUUAAAUAUUAAUCACUGUAAAUAUGUACAAAGGAACUUUUUGGCUAUAUACAUGCUAUCUGGGUUCUGGCUC
Nicotiana tabacum (common tobacco) is the source of this 1559-nucleotide messenger RNA. The record is from RefSeq and is a predicted model, not a curated record. Lineage: Eukaryota; Viridiplantae; Streptophyta; Magnoliopsida; Solanales; Solanaceae.